Penicillium pulvis is the source of this 618-nucleotide messenger RNA. RefSeq lists its product as uncharacterized. The coding region runs from base 1 to 618 and encodes 205 amino acids. Lineage: Eukaryota; Fungi; Ascomycota; Eurotiomycetes; Eurotiales; Aspergillaceae. The record is from RefSeq and is a predicted model, not a curated record. The transcript has 2 exons.
AUGGGCUCUGCUGCUUCAAAACCUGCCCGGUCAGCUGCUGGCGCAGCGACACGGCGCCAAUAUCCUAAAAAGCCUGCUCCUCCGCCGAGAGCACCCGCCGCGCCGCCAAAGAAAACCCAAGAAUCAAAACCUACACCGACGCCUGCUCCUACACCACCACCAGCUCGAGCUCCGGCUCCUGCACAGGGCCCAACAUAUCACUCCAAGGAGCAACCCUCCAUCACAAAAUCCAAUGCCAUCGAUCUUGACGGCCGCGAUCCCGACUUUGCCGCCUCCCUUCGCUCAAUCGGCCCCGUCGAUCCAUCCGGCAACUUCUCACACCCUAACCCCUUCAAUCGCGGCACCGUGCAAACCGUCUUCCCUACAUCCUCAAACCCAGCCUUGCUAGUCGUCACAGCACGCCAGCGCAUCACAAAGGCUGCGCAAGAGGAGAGCCUAGCUGUUGGAAACGCCAAUUUCCCAGGCCGCCAGUUCCUGGAUUCAUUCACCAUCAGCCAGGCGCUGACGAUGCGUGACCAGCAGGGUUUGCCGAGUAGGGAUAUUGAGAGGACAUUGAGGUUGAAGAGCGGGACUAUUGAUAAGCUUGGAAAAAGUGGAAUUGUGUCGCGGGCCGCUUGA